GAGCCCAUUUUUCCUAAAUUUGAACGUAAUAGUGCGAACUUUCUCCAGAUAUAAUUUCCUAAAAUUAAACGGCGCUGACAAGUUACUUAAAAAAACCUUACGACGUGCAGCAAAGAUACUAACGUUACGGGUCGAUGACCUGUGUUGUGUAAGUUAGUGGUAGCCUAACAGCAUCACAUGACGUAACGUCACAUUGUGAUGCUGUUAAAUGCUGUUUCAGCUUCGGGAAUAAGAGUGAUAUUCGUAGGUUAAACUCUGGCAUGGGAACAGGUCCUAAACGCAGCAUUUGUGCUAAACAGAGUGGAGAACUGAGAGUUGCAUUAUGGAGGCUGUCAUUGAUUUCUUAAAUGUAAUCUACAUCAAGGCCAGUGGAUUGUCUGUUACUCUGCACCUCUUUCUCAUAUAGAGUCUUCUCUACUGGUAUUCAAUUUACCCAUUUGGGGCCCUUUCCCGAUGUGGCAUCAAACAUCCAAAGCCAGCACCUUUCUUGGGCAACAUAUUCAUGUUUCGCCAUGGUUUUUUGGACCCUCUCAAUGAUCUCAUAAAGACAUAUGGCAGAGUUUGUGGGUACUAUUUGGGCCGGAAACCAGUGGUGGUGGUAGCGGACCCUGACAUGCUCAGACAAGUGAUGGUCAAGGACUUCAGCAGCUUCCCAAACAGGAUGACUAUUCGCUUUGCCUCCAAGCCCAUGUCUGACAGUCUGAUCAUGCUGAAGAAUGAACAAUGGAAGAGAGUGCGGAGCAUCCUGAACCCAACAUUCAGUACUGCCAAGAUGAAAGAGAUGAUUCCACUCAUCAACACAUCCACUGACGCCCUGAUGAGCAACUUGAAUGUCUUGGCUGAGUCAGGAGAGGCUUUUGACAUCCACAAGUGUUUUGGCUGCUUCACCAUGGAUGUUAUCGCCAGCGUGGCAUUUGCAACUCAGGUGGACUCUCAGAACAACCCAGAUGACCCGUUUGUCCGCCAUGCGCAGAUGUUCUUCUCCUUUACUUUCUUCAGACCAAUCAUGCUGUUUUUCAUUGCUUUUCCAAUCAUAGCUCCUCUGGCUAAACUGAUGCCCAACAAAAGACGAGACCAGAUGAGUCAGUUCUUCAUCAACAGCACUCAGAAGAUCAUCAGGCAGAGAGAGGAGCAGCCUCCCGAGCAGAGGCGUCGAGACUUCCUCCAGCUGAUGUUAGAUGCACGAACCAGCAACGAGUCUGUGUCUUCGGAUCACACAGCGAGCAAUGCAGGAGAGCCGGCUCACAGGAACCAGGAAACACAGCCGUCGGCCUCGGAUCAGGACGACCACCCACAGGAGGCCCCCACCAGGCGGCCACAGAAAAAGAUGAUAACUGAGGAUGAGAUUGUAGGUCAGGCUUUUGUCUUUUUUGUGGCAGGCUAUGAAACCAGCAGCAACACGUUGGCUUUCACCUGCUACCGUCUGGCCAUCCACCCAGAAUGCCAGAGCAAAGUGCAGGAAGAGGUGGACGAUUUCUUUACUAAACAUGAGUCACCAGAUUACACAAAUAUCCAGGAGCUGAAGUAUUUAGACAUGGUUAUAAGUGAAGUAUUGCGCCUCUACCCUCCUGGAUUCAGGAUAUCGAGAGACAUCGAGCAGAACUGUGUGUUGAACGGCCAGUUACUCCCUAAAGGAGCGACGCUGGAGAUCCCAGUGGGCUUCCUCCACUAUGACCCGGAGUAUUGGCCAGAGCCUGAGAGGUUCAUCCCUGAGCGAUUCACACCAGAGGCCAAAGCCAGCAGACAUCCAUUUGUGUACCUGCCGUUCGGGGCCGGUCCCCGUAACUGUGUGGGGAUGAAGCUCGCCCUGCUGGAAAUGAAAAUUGCUCUUGUGCGUCUGUUCCGCAGGUUCACCGUUGUGGCCUGUCCUGAGACCAAGGUUCCUCUUGAGUUGAAGUCGUCAAGCACUUUAGGACCAAAAAAUGGAAUAUUUGUGAAAAUUCAAAGAAGAAACACAGGAGAAGGUUAAACUUCCAUGUUUCUAAUCUCCUCAAAGAAAGCUGCUAUUUUAGAGUGAAGGAGUGAUCUGUGAAAGGAUGGGAAAUCCUCCAUGUUUUUGUUUCUGAUAACCAACAUAAUACUGUAUAUCAAAUGUUUUAGAAUAUUACGUGA
Centropristis striata (black sea bass) is the source of this 2112-nucleotide messenger RNA. It is a transcript of the gene tbxas1, whose product is annotated as thromboxane A synthase 1 (platelet). The record is from RefSeq and is a predicted model, not a curated record. Gene Ontology annotation, molecular function: heme binding; iron ion binding; steroid hydroxylase activity. NCBI's taxonomy places the organism in Eukaryota, Metazoa, Chordata, Actinopteri, Perciformes, Serranidae.